AUGGAGUGGCCGCGGGUGGCGGACGCUGUGGCGGCGGGCGAGACGGAACGGACGGCGGUCGGCGGCGGGCGGAACGUUCGCGACGCGGUUCGCGGGUCGGGGGUGUCGGCGUCGCCGGGGGCCGUGCGCUGGAAGCUCCUGCGGCAGGUUUUAAAGCAGAAGCAGCUGGAUGACUGUCUUCGAUAUGUAUCUGUAAGAAGAUUUGAAUCAUUUAAUCUGUUCUCAGUAACAGAAGCCAAAACAGGAGAAACUGAAGAAGAGGCUGGUACUUGGAUCCAAUAUACAAGCAUCUUUUAUCCUGAAUACAGUAUCUCCUUAAGGCAUAAUAGUGGAUCCUUGAAUGUUGAAGAUGUUCUCACCAGCUUUGACAAUACAGGAAAUGUUUGCAUCUGGCCCUCUGAAGAGGUUUUGGCUCACUUCUGCCUCAAGCACAGUUCCAUGUUCAGGGACCUUGCUGUGUGUGAGCUAGGGGGUGGCAUGACAUGCUUGGCUGGACUCAUGGUUGCUAUUUCUGCAGAUGUCAAAGAAGUUCUGUUAACUGAUGGGAAUGAAAAGGCCAUCAGAAAUGUGUCCAACAUCAUCACAAGGAAUCAGAAGGCUGGCGUGUUUAAGACUCCAAAAAUAUCAAGCUGCGUUUUACGAUGGGAUAAUGAGACAGAUGUCUCUCAACUGGAAGGACAUUUUGACAUUGUUAUGUGUGCUGACUGCCUGUUUCUGGACCAGUACAGAGCCAGCCUUGUUGAUGCACUAAGGAGAUUACUCCGGCCCACGGGGAAAGCAAUGGUAUUUGCCCCACGCCGAGGGAAUACUUUAAGCCAGUUUUGCAAUCUAGCUGAAAAAGCUGGCUUCUCUAUCCAAAGACAUGAAAAUUAUGAUGAACACAUUUCAAACUUCCACUCCAAGUUGAAAAAAGAUAACCCGGACAUAUAUGAAGAGAACCUUCAUUACCCACAUCUGCUGAUUUUAACCAAAAACGGAUAGAAGAUGAAGAAAACUUCAGAUGUGCGGGGCAUAAUUUCACAUAAACAGAAAUCUGUAAUGUGUGUGAUAUACAGCAAGCUGCUGGUUUCCUGAGAUUUUUCUAGCUUCCAAGCCUUGGGGACCGCCCCCCACGUCUGUCUACUUGUCAACAUUCCAGGUUCCACCUGUCCUCACCCACAUGAUUUCUGAGCCACCCUUUCCAGCUCCUACAGUCUCUUCUGACAGUCCCCUCGUCGCUCUUCCUGUGCUGAACCUGUGUGAGUUUUGAAUUUGACUUGUGAGCAAAACCAAAUGUUUUUCCCAGGACAAUUUCUUUUGGUAAUUCUUACCUUGCUUUCUAUCUUUGUCUUCAUCCUUCCUUUUUUUUUUUUUUUUUU
Messenger RNA from Jaculus jaculus (lesser Egyptian jerboa), 1358 nucleotides. It is a transcript of the gene Camkmt, whose product is annotated as calmodulin-lysine N-methyltransferase. The transcript has 11 exons. The record is from RefSeq and is a predicted model, not a curated record. The coding region runs from base 1 to 981 and encodes 326 amino acids. Gene Ontology annotation, cellular component: cytoplasm. Gene Ontology annotation, molecular function: calmodulin-lysine N-methyltransferase activity. NCBI's taxonomy places the organism in Eukaryota, Metazoa, Chordata, Mammalia, Rodentia, Dipodidae.